AUGGCGCUCGAGCACCGGUUCCGCACCUUGCGGAACGUACUCGUCGUAGGCCCGGCAACGGAGCCAGAUGAGGAACUCCACUUCCUCGCCACUGAGGAGACAGGCUCGUUCAGUGAGGCAAAAAUGGACAUCAACUGGAGGCGUGCGAUGGAGGAAGAGAUGGAGGCCAUCGAGGAGAACUGGACAUGGCACCUCACCACCUUACCACCUGGUCAUCGCGCGAUCGGCCUGAAGUGGGUAUACAAGGUGAAGAAGGACGCGCAGGGUGCGGUCCUUAAGCACAAGGCUCGCCUCGUGGCGAAGGGCUACGUGCAGCAGCUCAGUAUCGACUACAACGAGAUCUUCGCUCCCGUGGCGAGACUCGAGUCUGUCCGGCUCCUGCUGGCACUUGCUGCAAGUGCGGGGUGGGAUGUCUGA
Lolium perenne is the source of this 417-nucleotide messenger RNA. The record is from RefSeq and is a predicted model, not a curated record. NCBI's taxonomy places the organism in Eukaryota, Viridiplantae, Streptophyta, Magnoliopsida, Poales, Poaceae.